Molecule: messenger RNA, 1012 nt
Organism: Camellia sinensis
Lineage: Eukaryota; Viridiplantae; Streptophyta; Magnoliopsida; Ericales; Theaceae
Source: RefSeq, a predicted model, not a curated record
UAAAUUAAAUUCAACGCUUGCCAAACUUUAAAAAGCUUCUCUCCCCAAACCUACCAUAGAUUUUCCCUUCUAUCAGAAGAAAAUCUCUGCUACCUUUUUUCCUUCUGCAAUCUAAUUUUUCUCGACAAUGGAAAGCCUAAGUUUCUAUGUUGGAGUGAUAGGCAACAUCAUCUCAGUUCUUCUCUUUCUUUCUCCAUUAGGAACAUUUUUGCGGAUUGUGAAGCAUCGAUCAACUGAGGAGUUUGAGAGCUUUCCAUACAUUUGCACACUGCUAAGCUCAUCUUUAUGGACUUACUAUGGAAUCACAAAGCCUGGGAGUUACCUUGUUGCCACUGUUAAUAGUUUUGGAGUCGUAGUUGAAGUCAUCUAUGUAUCAUUGUUCUUACUAUAUGCGCCUCCAAGGAUGAAGGCUAAGACUGCAACACUAGCUGGGAUUUUGAAUGUGGGAUUCCCAGUUGCAGCAAUUCUAGUGACUUAUUUGGGGAUGCAAGGAGAUCUGAGGAUUGAUGUGAUUGGUUUCAUGUGUGCUGGCCUAAAUAUAGUCAUGUAUGCUUCACCUCUUGCUGCCAUGAAAACAGUGGUGAUGAGCAAAAGCGUGGAGUACAUGCCAUUCUUUCUCUCAUUUUUCUCCUUCUUCAACGGAGGCAUUUGGACUUUCUAUUCUGUCCUUGUACAAGACUGGUUCCUUGGAGUACCAAAUGCAAUUGGAUCUCUUCUCGGAGCAACUCAGCUGGUGCUAUACGCGAUUUACAGUAGAUCUAAUCCAUCCAAAAGUGUAUCUGAUAAUGAUGAUGAUCAUCUGGAGGAUCAGGAUGCAUGGCUACAUGAGCACCUCCUCCCCUCUUCUAGUCCAUUGCAUGACAAGAAUGAAGAAUAGAAACCUAACUCAUAGUAGAAAGUACAACUAUAUCAUAUAUGCCUUUUCAUUUAUUUUUCAUUUCCAUUGUGUGUAUAUAGUGAUAUGAGAAAGGGGGAGAGAUUAUUAAUUAGAAAUAGAUGAAGAGAUUAUGAC